Molecule: messenger RNA, 1751 nt
Organism: Cajanus cajan (pigeon pea)
Lineage: Eukaryota; Viridiplantae; Streptophyta; Magnoliopsida; Fabales; Fabaceae
Product: la protein 1
Biological process (GO): RNA processing
Cellular component (GO): nucleus; ribonucleoprotein complex
Molecular function (GO): mRNA binding
Source: RefSeq, a predicted model, not a curated record
UUAUUUCAAAGUUGAGCUUUUAAAAGUACACACACCACAUUCUAAGCCCGAAGUUUGAGUUACUUAGCAAAAACCCUAAACCCUCUCUUCUCUCUCGACCACUCUUCCGCUCAUCAAUGGCAACGCAAUCGUUAGACGAAGAAACAACCAAGAAAGUUAUACGACAAGUGGAAUUUUAUUUCAGCGACAGCAACCUUCUCACCGAUGGUUUUAUGAGGAAGAAUAUCACCGAAAGCGAAGAUGGCAUGAUUAGUUUGGCUCUGAUUUGCUCUUUUAAUCGAAUGCGAAUGCACCUUAAGUUGGGUGAUGUAAAGCCUGAUGAUGUGUCUGAAGAUACCGUCAAUGCUGUUGCUCAGACUUUGAGAAAUGCGGCUUCACUCAAGGUCUCUGAAGAUGGAAAAAAAGUUGGCAGGAUAACUGAACUUCCGAAGCUAGAAGAGGUUGAGCAGGUGGAGAUAAGAACACUUGCUGCAUCACCAUUUGAAUAUGACCUGAAGCUUGAAGACGUGGAGAAGUUUUUUGGGCAAUAUGCCAAGGUUAAUAGUGUCCGGAUUCCCCAUCAUGUUGGAGACAAAAAGUCCUUCUGUGGCACUGCCCUUGUUGAGUUCUCUUCAGAGGAGGAAGUAGAAAAACUUAUGAAGGAAAAAUUGGUGUAUGCCGGGGCUGAGUUAGAAUUAAAACCAAAGAAGGACUUUGAUGCUGAGAGAGAAAAAGAAUUAGAAGAUUAUAAAAAAUCUCGUCCACCUGUGGGUUCAAAUGACCAAAAUAACUCACAUGUAGAAGAAAACUACCCUAAAGGCUUAAUUAUUGCCUUCAAACUAAAGAGCAUUUCAGAUGAAAUUCCUUCAGAACAGAAUGGUGUUGAUCAAGAAGCCAAUAACAAUAGUGUUGUCUCAAAAGCGGAUGAAAAGCCCCCCUCUGAAAUUACUUCUUGGGAAGAUGACCAAAAGGUAACAGAAAAUGUUGACAAUGGUGAAGAAAAGAAUGGGAUGGAAGAAGCAAAGGAAACUGAAAAUGAAGAAAACAAUGAGAUGAAGGAAGCAAAGGAAACUGAGAGUGAAGAAAACAAUGAAAAUAAGGAAGGAAAGGAAACCAGAAAUGAAGAAAACAAUGAGAUGAAAGGAGGAAAGAUAACUGAAGGUGAAGAAAAGAAUCGACAAGCUGGUGAAAAAUUUUCUGCUGCUGCUUACAAGGACAAUAUGGAUGUUGUCUCGCGUGAGGAUUUGAAGGCUGUUUUUGUGGAGUUUGGUACAGUGAAGUACAUUGAUUUUAGGAUUGGAGAAGAGUCAGGAUACAUCCGAUUUGAAGAAACUGAAGCUGCUCAGAAAGCUCGUGCUGCUGCAGUUAUUUCAGAAAAGGGCGGCUUGGUUGUAAAGAAUUACAUUGCUACUCUAGAGCCAGUGACUGGGGAGGCCGAAAAAGAAUACUGGGGUCUGCUUCGCGGUAAUCAAGGCAAGCACCGAGAUUUUAAGAGUAAGCAUGGGAGGGGAGGAAGGCAUGGUAGAGGGGGCAAACAUGGUCGCUCUAGGGAGAAUGAAUCUAGAGGUGAUCGCCCAUAUAAAGCUCAGAAAGUUGGUGCUGCAUAAUGGGUUAUACACACCAGUUUCGAGAUCAAGAUGCAAGGUUUCCAACCAGCUUACUUGCUUUCCUCAUGUAUUCUCUGCUAAUAUACUCCAGCUUCUGAUUUUACUGUUCGUAGUAAUGUUUUUUUAUUUAUAAUAUAUAUAAUUUAUAACAUGUUAUUUAUUUCA